GCGCACCCGUGCAUCGACACGAAAAAAGUGUAUGACAGCUUGUUGCGACGAAGAUGUACGAUCGGAACAGACUUAGAAAAAUUUAAACUAAUUAAAUCAAUCUGAUAAGCAUGUCAUCAGAAGACAAAUGCCCUGUAGAUCAUGAAAAACGAGCAACAUGGUUGAGUGCUAUGAAUUCCAAACUGGUGACUACUGACGGGACGCAAUCAGCAGAGCCGCGAGGAGCCGUGGAACAGCCGAAAUGUCCAGUUGACCACAGUACAAGACAAAAUUGGGUAGGAAACAUCUCUGUUUCAACACAGGCAGCCUCUGAAGCUGUAGAGCUUGAUUCUGGGUGCACGUCUGAGACAAUUAAGAAUGACCCCAAAUACACCUCUUCCACUAACUUGCCUACGGAACGAGAGAUAAGUUCCAUCCCCAGAACAGACAAUCGUUCUAACUGGAUUUAUCCUUCACAAAAACAAUUUUAUGAGGCCAUGAAGCGGAAAAACUGGUCCCCCCAAACCGAAGAUAUGAACACCGUUGUCCCUAUCCACAAUCAAGUCAAUGAACUUGCAUGGAAACAUAUUCUAAAUUGGGAGAGAGCGCACAUACAAGAGGCAAAAGAAAAAUGCGGCGGAGUUUCUUUGACAAGUUUCAAAGGUGACCUGAAAAAGCUUACCCCACGUGCAUGGUUCAAAAUGGCUGUAUUGGGUCAAGAAAAGCCUUUUGACAGGCACGACUGGUUGGUUGACCGCUGUGGGGUAUCAGUGCCUUACGUCAUUGACUUUUACAGUGGUGGAGAAAAUGGUGGCGUUUUCGUGGACGCUCGCCCGAAGAUUAACUCAUGGGAAGGGUUCAAAUUGAGAGCUGGCCGGGCGUUUGGGAUUUUCUGAUAUCUGUCAAUACUUCAAGACGCGGGCAAGAAGACAAACGCUGCGAAAAUGUAAAUAGUAUAGGACAUGUCAUAAUCAGAAUGUCAUAGCAUGUGGUCAACUGUCUUACAUUGCAUUAUUUACCUUCUAAUGAGAAUGGAAUGGUCGAGCCUCUAGAAAAAUUGACGCCAAUGAGGUCUAUUCAUUGUUACUAUAUACCAAGGAUGCUUCUUAUACUCUUUAUCUGCCCAUGAAUUGGCCGGAUUGGCCCAACUUUUGCAUGUUCUCACCAACUUGAACGUUCGUCUCAAAGUACUUCGAAACGCAUCUGUCUAAGCAAAGA
Molecule: messenger RNA, 1197 nt
Organism: Metschnikowia bicuspidata var. bicuspidata NRRL YB-4993
Lineage: Eukaryota; Fungi; Ascomycota; Pichiomycetes; Serinales; Metschnikowiaceae
Gene: CYT2
Product: cytochrome c1 heme lyase
Exons: 1
Coding region: 111-875 (254 amino acids)
Biological process (GO): cytochrome c-heme linkage
Cellular component (GO): mitochondrion
Molecular function (GO): holocytochrome-c synthase activity
Source: RefSeq, a predicted model, not a curated record